AUGAUUGCGAAGAAACCUGGGCGGCAGAUUUAUGAAGAAGAGGAACCAUCUCAUGCCUUUGAUGGAGCCCCGAAAUCAGUGUGGAUCAAUAAGGCGGUGCGCGAGGUUUCGGGGGAGCAUAGAGUGGGAGCUGGUAAUGCUCCCAGCCAGCGGGAGAUCAAGAUGGACCAGGAACGGCCGAAAUUUGACAGGCGGAUGGAGCGGGAGCAGGGUGGGAAAGCUGCUCACCUACCUGCUGCCAAUAAUAAAAGUUCCAUGCGAAAUAGCCCCCGUGGCUUUUCCGUUGCGAAGUCGCCGAGAAUGCGAGCUGGGAAGGGUAAUAGGCAGGAGCUGCAGCCUAAAUCGACCCGACAGGGGAAUGGGGAUAUGGGCCGAACUCGUGCGGCUGAGACCCUCACUGGAAAGCAGACCCGACCGGGGUUGAGGAAGGCUGAGUGA
Linum trigynum is the source of this 438-nucleotide messenger RNA. NCBI's taxonomy places the organism in Eukaryota, Viridiplantae, Streptophyta, Magnoliopsida, Malpighiales, Linaceae. The record is from the annotation of a GenBank genome assembly.